GGAAAAUGUGACCAAACUAAGACCACUUCUUCUUGCUCACUGUAAGAAAAUAUCCUCUUUGCAAGCCCGCCGAACACCUUCCAUGUAAAACGGACAGUUGAAUCCGAGAGAGAGAGAGAGAGAGAGAGAGGAGAGAAAAUGAACGUCUUCUCUUCUUCUUCUCCUCCUCCUUCCCCAAACCCGAAGUUCACACUCUUCUCUCCUUCUCAAAACGCUAACACCUCCAAAUUCCACUUCAAAUUCCCAUUCAAAACCUUUAAUUACUCUCCUUCAUCUCCUCUCCUACCUCCACUCUCUUCAAACGAAUCAUCAUUAUCACCACUUCUCCAAGAAAAACCUCAAUCUUUGUAUGAUGACGAUAUCAAUGGAGUCACUGAAGACACCGGAACUACUAGCAGACAGUCUCUGGAGGAAUUACUCGUUGUUCGUCGGCCGGUAAUGGAGAAUACCGGCGAGGAAGAAGCGGAUGACAGCGAGACCGAUGAGAAAGAUUAUAUAGAGGAAAAGUCGUCUUUGGCGUCUCCAAUCGAUGCCGGACUUUCAAAAUUUGCUAAAAAGAUGCCCAUUUUUGAGCCAGCGAGAGUUCAAUCGAGCUCGGAAGAGAAGCCGCUUACGGUGAAUUUGGAUUUGGCGUUGUACAGAGCGAGGGUUUUGACGCGAAACUAUCGGUAUAAAGAAGCAGGGGAGAUUCUUCUGAAGUGUGUAUAUUAUUGGCCAGAAGAUGGGCGGCCAUACGUUGCCUUAGGUAAGAUAUUUAGCAAGCAAUUGAAAGCAGCUGAAGCUAGAGCUGUAUAUGAAAAAGGCUGCCAGGCAACGCAGGGUGAAAAUCCCUACAUUUGGCAGUGCUGGGCUGUUCUGGAAAACAAGAUUGGUAAUAUAAGGAGAGCUAGAGAAUUAUUCGAUGCUGCCACAGUUGCUGAUAGGACACAUAUUGCAGCCUGGCAUGGAUGGGCAGUCUUGGAACUAAAACAGGGGAAUGUAAAGAAGGCAAGGAGUCUCCUUGGUAAAGGUCUCAAAUAUUGUGGUGGAAAUGAGUAUGUAUAUCAGACACUUGCAUUACUUGAAGCUAAAGCAAAUCGGUAUGAGCAGGCUCGAUAUUUAUUCAGGCAGGCUACUAAAUGUAAUCCCAGAAGCUGUGCCAGUUGGCUUGCAUGGGCGCAAUUAGAGAUACAACAGGAAAACAACCGCACUGCUCGGCAACUUUUUGAGAAAGCAGUCCAGGCCAGUCCCAAGAAUAGGUUUGCAUGGCAUGUAUGGGGAGUCUUUGAAGCUAAUCUGGGCAAUAUUGACCAAGGAAGAAAACUUCUGAAGAUUGGUCAUGCACUGAAUCCUAGGGAUCCUGUUCUCCUUCAGUCUCUUGCUUUAUUGGAAUACAAAUACUCAACUGCAAAUGUUGCUCGAGUGUUGUUCAGGAGAGCAUCUGAAUUGGACCCAAGACACCAACCAGUAUGGAUUGCUUGGGGGUGGAUGGAAUGGAAGGAAGGAAACAUUGCCACAGCCAGGGACCUAUACCAAAGAGCAUUAUCAAUUGAUUCAACCACCGAAAGUGCUGCUCGCUGCCUCCAGGCUUGGGGUGUUUUGGAACAGAGAAUUGGAAAUCUAUCAGCUGCUCGGAGGCUAUUUAGAUCUUCGCUGAACAUAAAUUCCCAAAGCUAUGUAACAUGGAUGACGUGGGCAUCAAUGGAGGAGGAUCAAGGAAAUUCUGUACGCGCUGAGGAAAUUCGUAACACCUAUUUCCAACAGCGUACAGAAGUUGUUGAUGAUGCUUCAUGGGUUAUGGGGUUCUUAGACAUCAUCGACCCUGCAAUUGAUAGUGUAAAGAGACUCUUGAACUUUGAUCAGAACUCAUAUUACAAGGCAGAAUAUUCUUCAAAAAACAUAUUAAGGGGCGAUGACAAUAACACUGGAGAAGAAUCAGUUGGACCUUCCUCAGAUUACAUUUAUUAUAGUGCUGCCACAAUUGGAACUGGUUUUAAUGUAGAUUCAUUCGUCCGUGAGAAGUUAUCCCUUGAUACGUCAAAACUGGACGUUCAGAUGGAAGCAUCUCAGAGACUAAUUCAAAAGAAAGUAAUAUCUCCAAGAAGGAUUUGGAGAUCAGAGAGCAGGAGUGGCACAACCAGUAAUAUGAUCUGACCAUUUUAGUCUGUCGUAGUAAUGGUGAAAGCAAUCAAUCGAUCAAGUUCAUGAUUGAUCUAGCAUUCAGAUAGAUAAAACAUGGAUCUUAAAGCAAGUGAGCAUGUUAACUCCUGCUGGAGAUUUGUAAAAUUACUAGGUUACAUCAAGUGACUGGCGGAUCUGUACGCUGUCAUUGUAACAAUAUCAGGUAAGUACAAAUGCCGCUAAUCAAAGAAGCAUUUGUAGAAUGUGAUUUGUAUUGCUUUACGGGAUUCAGCAUAUGGUUUGUAAAUCUUGAAGGGAGUGAGCAUGUAAACAAUUUUUUACGACCUAUUCCGAGAGAAAAAAGAAAGAUAUUCUUAGUUA
Molecule: messenger RNA, 2481 nt
Organism: Cornus florida
Lineage: Eukaryota; Viridiplantae; Streptophyta; Magnoliopsida; Cornales; Cornaceae
Product: protein high chlorophyll fluorescent 107
Exons: 8
Coding region: 139-2133 (664 amino acids)
Biological process (GO): regulation of translation; mRNA processing
Cellular component (GO): chloroplast
Molecular function (GO): mRNA binding; single-stranded RNA binding; protein binding
Source: RefSeq, a predicted model, not a curated record